Molecule: messenger RNA, 1260 nt
Organism: Saccoglossus kowalevskii
Lineage: Eukaryota; Metazoa; Hemichordata; Enteropneusta; Harrimaniidae
Product: COMM domain-containing protein 10-like
Source: RefSeq, a predicted model, not a curated record
CACUCCAAGAUGGCGCUGAUGUUUCAAGCGACCAAUAGGAUUAAAAAAGCCUUUGCUCUCAUCAAUGAAUUAGAUGCUACCAAGUUUUCAAGAAUACUCACUAGAAUUCUCCAAAAAUUGCACUUAAGGGAUGAAAGGUCAUUUUCAGAAGAUGAGGAAGAGAAAUUACAGACUGCUCUUGGAUUAGAAAGUGAAGAUGUACAAUUAAUUUUGGAAACAAUAGCAUUCAUCAUAGAGCAGACAGCAUACCACUGUGCUAAACCAACAGUUCUUGAACAACAACUAAAGAAUUUAGAGCUUGAUGAUGACAAGGUGUCGGUUUUUGUCAAAGCAUGGGCAACAAAUGGUAAGGAUGUGAUUGAUCAGUUAAGGCAAAGAACUAUUGCCAUAAAUCAGCUAGAAGAUGUGAGCUGGAGAUUAAAUCUACAAAUGGGGCAGGCAAAGAGCAGUAAAAUGAAAAUACCAAAUGCCAUGCUUGAAUUGGAUGUCAGUAAUGACAAUGGAGGUGAAGACAAACUCAGAAUGGAAUUCUCACAUAAAGAGCUUUAUGAAUUUUAUACCAAGCUUGAAACAAUACAAAGUCAAUUGGAUUCCAUCAGUUAAUAGACACUGUGCAGAAAGAAGAAUUAAUCCUGAUGUAUGUACGACAAAUUGGCUGCUUAUAUUCUAAUUACAUUUACAAGCCUGUAUUCUAUUAUCAGAGAGUCUUUGUAAACAAUAGUGAAUCAUGUACUGUGCACAAUUUUCACCAGUUAAUAAAUUCAAUGUACUCAUCAGACUUUUAAAGGGCAGUGGUUUUCAUGCCCUGUCCUGUUCAAUAUGGGACUUGUAGUGACGUAUACAACGCGUGUAAAAUACAUUGUUUAUACAUAUGCUGUGUGACAACUAACGCUCUUCUUAAUGUUCACUACACUUAGUACCUUUGACUUUAUUCACCAAAAGCCUGCAUUUUGAGAAGCACAUACAUUGAGCAUAUGGAAGAUUUCAGGGUGACAUUGAUAAUAGAAAUCACUUGUAGACAAAAAUGCAUGGUCAGUUUGAUAUAUUUUAAUAGGGAACCAUAUGAUCAGUAGCAUCAUGCAAAGAAGGCCGUUUUAUUAGCAUGAUGGGAGAAAACAGUGCUGUUCUGUGUAGACAGUUGUAGGAACAUAGUACACUGUAGUAUGACAUAUUGUUUACUAGUACUUGCUUGUAUCGAAGACUGCCUUUCAUGCACUAAUACAAUGUAAUAUGAAAUUAAUGAAUAAAAGAAAAGUGUUG